UAUCAAAGCCUAAGUCUAGGUAGGUAGGUAGGUAGGUAUCUAAGGAUAACAAACGAAGUAGCAGAGAGUUGGUAGGUAGAAUAUCGCAACGUGUGCCUGGGCCGUUCCUGUCGUUUUGUUCGUUUGGCAGCCUGCCUUGACCUGCUGUCAACAUCCACAUCUGCUUCCAACCCCUUUCUUCGUCUAACAAGCAUCAUGUUUCACCUCGCUGCCCGACAACCGGAGUCAAGUUUGUUGUUCUAACUUCGGCAUGUUUUUGAGUUUCCAAUUACACACUGUCCGCAUCAUUCCUUGUCCGUUUGCUCAACACACUAUCCCCCACACCCGCUUCGAAUGCAGCAUCCAGCAAGUAGGCGGUAGGGCCUCCUCCGUUGUUAGCGACGCCGACUAACAAAUGCAGCAAUCAUGACCCGGCUCGAACAUCUUCCUGGCGAUCUCCUCGCAAUCGUCGCCGAAUGUGUCCAAGAGGUCUGUGGCCUCGCCCCUCUGGCCAAGACGAACCGACGUCUCAAUGCGGUUGCCACACCGCUGCUGUAUCGCGAAGAAGUACGCCGCAACAACCAAAACGCCCUGUUGUACUGCGCUGGCGAAGGCCUUCUGGGAUCUUUGGAGCUUCUCCGAGUCGCCGGUCAAGAUCUUGCCGCGAGAAAGAUUAGCGAUUCCGAACUUGAAGCAACGAUCAGAGAACCAUUCAACACAGACAGAAGAUCCGGAGCUUCCGGACGUCAUCGUUUGCCCAGGGGAAUUGAAAAGACUUGGGAGGGAGCAAUCCACCGCGCCGUUUUAAAGUGCCAGGCCGAGGUAGUUCGCUGGCUGAUUACCAACGGCGUACCCGUCAACCAGGCAUCAAAUAAUCUGUGCAAGUGCGAUACUGCCUUAGGUCCGGAUCCCAAUACUCCCCUGCAUUUAGCCCUGUGCCACCGCCAGAUGGAGGCGGCUCACAUUCUCCUGGCAAACGGUGCCGCAGUGAGGUACAUCGGAGCCUUUCCGGACACGACGGCCUGGCAAGCCGCUGUGGGCGGGCAUCAACCAGCUGCCGCAAUGGGAUUUGCUUUCUCCGUUGCCUCCAAGCACUCUGAGGUCAUCGAUGGCCAUAUGGGCAGCUUCACGGACGAGAAGAAUCAUUCGGAAAACGCUAUACGAGACAGUUGCAUCAAACCCAUGGUGGAACUAGACGAUCCAUCUCAGUCUUGUAGUGCAACGGCUGUUUCGCGCUUUUGGCCAAGCUGACAGCAUUGCGGGCAUCGACAAUCCACUUCAGCAAGACGGCCUUGCGGAUACCGAU
This is a messenger RNA of Colletotrichum destructivum, 1285 nucleotides long. Its product is annotated as Putative ankyrin repeat-containing domain superfamily. Lineage: Eukaryota; Fungi; Ascomycota; Sordariomycetes; Glomerellales; Glomerellaceae. The coding region runs from base 406 to 1230 and encodes 274 amino acids. The transcript has a single exon. The record is from RefSeq and is a predicted model, not a curated record. Gene Ontology annotation, molecular function: protein binding.